ACGUCACGCGCGAGUGACUCUACUUAUGUCCCUCAUUUUUAAGUAUUUUUUUAUGAUACUCUUCUCCUCUUUAAAACCCUAACACUGCAAUGCCAAUGGAGUGAGAAGACAGACGCCGCGGCCAUUGCUUCAAAGGCUUAAGGUCGUUUCUAAAUAGCGAGGAUGAGCGAAAGAGCUUAGAGGAGGAGCAUUUGCUUUUCUGCGCUUGCAAUGGCGGCUUCAUCUUUGCACUGUAUUCAAUCUCUAAGGUUUUCGUCAAGAAGCUGUGCCUUCUUUCCUCAUAUUGGUUUCAGAGGAGACGAUGACAAUAAGAGAAAGAACUCUCGUUUAAUUUUAGCUUCUGUAAAGAAAUCUGAUAAAGAUCUCUCUGUUGAAUCUAAGGUUGAAACAUUGUUAGACAGUGUAAAAUGGGAUGACAAAGGUUUGGCAGUGGCUAUUGCUCAAAAUAUUGACACAGGAGCCAUAUUAAUGCAAGGCUUUGUGAACAGGGAUGCACUAGCUACAACCAUUUCCUCUCGAAAGGCAACAUUUUACAGUCGGUCACGGUCAACAUUGUGGAUAAAGGGAGAAACCUCCAACAAUUUCAUCAAUGUCCAUGACAUCUUUCUUGAUUGUGAUCGUGACUCUAUAAUUUACCUUGGGAAGCCUGAUGGACCUACCUGCCACACUGGGUCAGAAACUUGCUAUUAUACAUCAGUUACUGAUUUUCUAGAAAAUAAACAGGUGGAGGGUAAUAGGUUGGCAUCAACCACUUUGUAUUCAUUAGAGUCAACAAUUUCCCAGCGUAAAGCAGAAUUAGUAGUGCCAGAAGAUGGAAAACCCUCUUGGACUAAGCGAUUACUACUCGAUCGCAACUUAUUGUGUUCAAAAAUCCGGGAAGAGGCAGAUGAAUUAUGCCGAACAAUAGAAGAAAAUGAGCAUAGUGCACGAACUGCUUCAGAGAUGGGAGAUGUGCUAUACCAUACCAUGGUUCUCUUGGCUCUUAAAGACGUAAAAAUAGAAGAUGUGCUAGAUGUCCUUCGACGUAGAUUUUCUCAAUCCGGUAUUGAGGAAAAGAAGAGUCGAGGGCAACAAAACUAGGCAUGAAACUGUAUAUCCUGCAAUGUAAUGUACUGAUAAAAAUAUUUACCCUGAAAAAACACCUGUUCAGCUUCUGCUGCAGAAUCUUGUUGUUUCAGAUAUUAUCUAUUAAUCAAAUCAAGUUCAAGUUUUUAAUUAUUAUUUUUUCAUUACAAAUCAAUAAUGGCAUUCAUACAUAGUAAGUUUCUAUUUGGACUGCGUUUACGCUGCAAGUAGCCUGUUAUCCUUUAUUUUUGGGCUAGCAGUAUAACACUGCCACAUUAUUAUGUAUCCUGACACUUGCAGGUACCAGAAUUGUUAAUGCACAGGCAAUAGAGGUGGCGACGGUGGUGGCGGCGGCGGCGGCGGUCUAACAGGUGAUCCAACACAUUUUUCCAUGCACGAGAAGUUAGCAACACCACACUUGAGGAUGCACUUGGCCAACUGCGGCAUUCCCGUUGGCGCACAACCGAGUGCACAUUUUAGAAUACUUUCCCCACAAGUCGACAGGCAUUUUGCAAGUGCUUUUUGUCCCUGAACCUGUUCUGCUCCUAUGCAUAUCAGCAGCAACAUUACAAGAAUGAAACGGUUCAUUGUGCCUUUUCAACUUCAAGAAGACAAAUCGCUCUUGGAGGGAUGCUUGGCUUUGAACUUUAGCAACACGG
Messenger RNA from Jatropha curcas, 1724 nucleotides. RefSeq names its product histidine biosynthesis bifunctional protein (HISIE) (gene AT-IE). Gene Ontology annotation, biological process: L-histidine biosynthetic process. Gene Ontology annotation, molecular function: phosphoribosyl-ATP diphosphatase activity; phosphoribosyl-AMP cyclohydrolase activity. The record is from RefSeq and is a predicted model, not a curated record. NCBI's taxonomy places the organism in Eukaryota, Viridiplantae, Streptophyta, Magnoliopsida, Malpighiales, Euphorbiaceae.